UGGGGGAAACAUGGAGAAAGUGUUCUCAUUGGGGACACAUGUUUAUGGGAAAGUAUUAGAAUUAGAAAAAAGAUUUUAGGGGCAAUUAAUGAUUUUAAUAAAGAGGAGAGAAUGGAAAAUGGAUCCAGACAUAAUUGGUGAUGAGGAUGACAACUAUAACUCAUCUUCAUCUGAUAGGGAAUCAUCUGACUAGUGACUACAAGUCAUCAUGAAGAACAAGAGCAUUUAAAUGAGGCACAGAAAAAGAAUUAGCAAGAACAGGAAUUUAAGGGAUGGGCUUCAUGUGCAUUAUAUAAGCCAUGGGGAAGAUUUUGUGCUAAUUCACACUUUUGGACAAGGUAAUUGAAGAUUCAGCUGACUGAAAGAUAUUUCAAGGAAUUUGUUGACAAUUAAUACAGAUCUUUCUUUUGUCUGAAUGUGAGCACUUCUUUCCUACUACAAUGAAGACUGUGUUUGCUCUGCUGGCAGUGGCUGUGGCUUGUUGUACAGGUAAGUUGUCGAUCAUUGGAGGUUAUGAAUGUUCAAAACACUCCCAGCCCUGGCAAGUCCACCUUACCAAGAAUGGGAAAUCCUGGUGUGGAGCAUCUGUGAUUAAUGAAAGAUGGCUUGUUUCUGCUGCUCACUGCUACGUUACAGCUUCUCGUCUUACUGUCCAUCUGGGAGAGCACAAUAUCGACAUUGAAGAAGGCACAGAGCAGCGGAUCGGGGCAGAGAAAGUGAUUCCUCACCCGGACUAUAAUGAUAAAAUGCUUAACAACGAUUUCAUGCUGAUCAAGCUGAAAGAGCCUGCCAUCUUCAACGAUUAUGUGCAGCCAAUCCCUCUAGCAACCAGUUGCUCUUCUGCGGGGGAUCAGUGCUUGGUUUCUGGAUGGGGCAAUCAGAACACCACUGGAGUUUCCUUUCCUUCUACGCUGCAGUGUCUGAAUUUGCCUGUACUGUCAAGGGCACAGUGUGAGGGUGCGUAUGGAUUGAUAAUAACUGAAAACAUGUUCUGUGCUGGAUUCAUGAAGGGAGGCAAAGACGCAUGUCAGGGUGAUUCUGGCAGUCCUCUAGUGUGCAAUAAGGAACUUCGAGGAGUUGUUUCCUGGGGUAAUGGCUGUGCUCAACCUGGCUAUCCUGGGGUUUAUGCUGAGGUGUGCCGCUACACUGACUGGGUCAAGUCCACCAUUGCUGCUAACAACUAACUGUUUGUUUAGCCUGGUUUACAGGAAAAAAAUUCUGUCUUAAAUAUCUAAAAUUAAA
Messenger RNA from Pimephales promelas (fathead minnow), 1242 nucleotides. Its product is annotated as trypsin. Lineage: Eukaryota; Metazoa; Chordata; Actinopteri; Cypriniformes; Leuciscidae. Gene Ontology annotation, molecular function: serine-type endopeptidase activity. Gene Ontology annotation, biological process: proteolysis. The record is from RefSeq and is a predicted model, not a curated record.